CGACGCUCGUACUUACUCUCCUCGUCGCCGGGUCACCUUGAAUUGUCGGUGCAUCCCGACAACAUCGCUGGAGCUCCGACAUGGAUCUGUUCUUGUUACAUCCGCAGAGGAUGAGAACUUCCGGGCAUAAGCUCUGCGCCGACCGCGUUCUAGUGAAUCUCAGAAUCCAAUAGAGCACGUAUGGCCGCUGUUAGUCUACCUCUGCCCUGACCCGGCGAAGCAUGGGCGAAGACUAAGGUUCCUGCAAGAUCCUAACUCGCCCAUGGUUCGCCGGAGAUAUCAGGGUCGACCCAGUCUCCUGACUCCUGCUUCUCGUCGGCUUAUAUCUAUGGACAGGACCAUCGCGUCCGAUUGGGGGCGUGGGCACGAUAUUAAGCCAAGGUGCGCAUGCCCCUGGCUAUAUUUGCCGGCUGUGAAAGUGUGAAACGGACAAGCAACGGCUAGUAGGAAAAGCUUGCCUCUUGACGCCUGUGGCGUACGGAGGUACGUAUAUAGUCCAACAUCAGUCCCAGGUUCCCACUCGCCCCGCCCCGAUCCUUCCUCGCUGGCUAUCUGCUCGCUCAGCUCCUGGCCCAGGCGACAGCUUCCCGGAGCCUUCAAACGCCUCUUCGUGCGUCGUAUCACCGUGUCCUGACUACCGAGCGCAACGAUGGCCAGUCUCGAUCCCCCAAGCACGCUCAAGCCCGCCCAGGUCGCGGUCGCGAUGAUUGAGAGCGGGAUCGCGAAGCACCGCACGCGUGCAGAUCUCGUCUUCUUCAAGGCGGUCGCUGCGGGCGUGAUGUUAUCUUUCGGAGGCCUCCUCUCGGAGAUAGUCUCCGGAGGUGCCGCAGGGGUCAACGAGAGCAACCCCGGGCUCGUCAAGUUCUUCGGCGGCGCGGUCUUCCCGGUGGGUCUGAUAAUGAUCGUAUUGCAAGGGCAAGAGCUGCUGACGAGCAACAUGAUGAUCUACCCCAUGGCAUGCAUCAAAGGCGCCGUCCCGUGGUGGGGCCUUCCCUACAACUGGCUCAUCGUGACGUUCGGCAACCUGUGCGGCAGCCUGUUCUUCGCUGCGGUCUUGGUCAAGUACACCGGCAUUAUCUCCACCGCGCCCUACAACGCAUACGCCGUCACCUUUGCACUGCACAAGGCAGCAGAACCUCAGUGGCACCAAAUCUUCCUGCGCGGUAUCGCCUGCAACUGGCUCGUCUGUGUCGCUGUCUGGCAAGCCGCCGGUGCACGUGACACCAUCUCCAAGAUCGUGGCCAUUUGGGUCCCUAUAAUGAUAUUCGUGACAUGCGGAUAUGACCACGUGGUGGCAAACAUGUUCUCGGUUCCUCUCGGCAUCCUCUUCGGGGCACCCCUGACGGCGGCGGAGUACAUCAGGAAAUCGCUCAUUGCGGCUUACCUGGGCAAUAUCAUCGGCGCGCUGCUCGUCGCCCUCCCCGCGCUCUACUUCUAUGCGCCCGACUACAGGGCGGGCGGGCUGCGUGACGCGGAGGCGGGCGAGGUUAUCAACCAGGAUCGCGACGACCGCCGCGACUCGCCUAGCACCGCGGUCUACGAGGUAGACAAGCGUUUGCAGUAGCAUUAGACAUCCCUACCGAUCUUUAUCCGGCCAGUGCGGAUUCUUUGGUGAGACGCCUCAUCUCUAGUGUACAAUACGACUUCUUGUAGGUUUUAGAACGAUUGUUCUUUCUCAGC
Messenger RNA from Dichomitus squalens LYAD-421 SS1, 1680 nucleotides. RefSeq names its product Formate/nitrite transporter. The record is from RefSeq and is a predicted model, not a curated record. Bases 650 to 1564 code for a protein of 304 amino acids. Gene Ontology annotation, cellular component: membrane. Gene Ontology annotation, molecular function: high-affinity secondary active nitrite transmembrane transporter activity. Lineage: Eukaryota; Fungi; Basidiomycota; Agaricomycetes; Polyporales; Polyporaceae. The transcript is spliced from 15 exons. Gene Ontology annotation, biological process: transmembrane transport; nitrite transport.